AUGAAUUGUUUUUUACAGGCAAUUAUUGAGAAUUCCAUCGAAUUACACGAACAAGUUCGAGCUUUUGAACAAUCAAAUGAUAAAUCUAUUCUUAUUAUUGUUAUUGAUGGUCGUAUUAAUCAACAACGUAUGCAUAUUCCAUUCGUUCGACAAUUGCUCGAUAAAACUGACCUAUCAUGUAAUCAAACACCUGAUAAACCAUCAAAAUUUUUCAUUAUUUUAAUACAUUCAUCUGGACAAGAACUUAAUUAUAAAUCAUCUUUUCCAUCAAUAUUUUUACAUGAUUGGGAUUAUUGGUUUCUUGAUACUUCAACGCCUGGUAGUGCAUUUCAUUUACAAAAAAUGUUACAAAUCUUUACUUCAAAAAUCGGAAUAACUCAUCAAAAAGAAGUUUUAGAUAAUUCUUUGUGCGAUUUAAAUAUACUUUUCGAUGAUUGUCUAUUUGAUUUUGUUUCUCGUUUACAAAUUAAUAGUCUUAAACUAGCCGAUGAUAUGUUUAAUAAUCGAAAUGCUUAUGAAUUCUAUCAACGUCAAACAUCAAAUUAUCGACGUGUACAAUGUUUAAAAGCUAUUUUUCAACAACUCAAUGAAUUACAAAAACAUAUCAUAUCAUGUUAUCAUGAAAAUAUUUCAAUGAAAAAAGAUUCAUUGCGUAAAAAUUGCAAUUCAAUUUAUGAUCUUGCAAAAGAUACGCUAUGUGGAAAACAUUUUAAUGGUCUAGUCGAUUCCUUGCAUUCACGAAUGAGAUUAUCAUUUACAAGUUUUGUCUCAUUUAUUUUGAAAUUUAUUGUUGAUGAUUAUGGAUUAGAAUCUUUAACUAAAUUAUCAAAUAAAAAUGAUGAUUAUGGUAAAUUACUAGAAUUAAUUGAUUAUUCAUCAUUUUCUCUUGACAAUGAAAAUCAAACUACUCCUAUGAUGCAAAGAAUAUUAACAUUGAAUGAUCAUUAUGCUUGUAUUCCUCAAACGCCACUAUUCUAUUUAUUUCGACAACGCAUCAAGAAUUUAGCAGAUGAAAUCAAAUCUAGAUUAGCGGAUCAACAAAAUCAACUAAAUGAUUCGACUAGCACUUUCACAAAUUCUUCUCAACCGAUCAAAUACUUUUCUAAAUGUUUAGAAGUACAAGAUGAUCUUUAUUUUGAUAACUUUGAUUCACAAGCACCUGCACCACCACCAUCAACAACCAUGCGUAAUAAUUUGUACAGUGAUAAAAACGAAUCGGAUAAUACACGAGAACAAUUUCGUAAUCAAUUGAUUCAAUCGAUUACGAACGAUAAAAUCUUAAGCAAAAUUAUUUCAGCAUCGAUUCUACAAUCAUAUACGAAUGAUUUAAUUCGAAUUCUUUCGACAAUUAUUGAAAAAAAUUUUCAUGAUGCUCAAAAACAAUGUCAAAAAACAAUUGAUUUUGUUUGUCGCUGGUUAUUAUUAGUUGAUGAAGAUGAACAAGUAUCAUUAAAUUCUUCAUUUAAUCGUCAUAUUUGGCAACUUGCUCAUGUUUAUACAUCAAUUGAAUAUGAUGAAAAUGAUCUUCUGUCAUUAUAUUCUGCUUGUCGAAUAGCAGAAGAUCUUGAUCCCAAUCAAUCAUUUUACCAAGAUCUAUUAGCAGAAGAAAAUACUUCACGUUCAAAAGUUCGAGAAAAUUUAUUUCAAUUAAUGUUUUGUCGUUUAUGGAUUAAUCUUUGUCAUCUAUGUGAAACAAACGAAGAUACUAAAAAGUGGAUUCAAAGUUAUACAUUGAUAUCGAAAUAUUAUCCAUCAGAUAAAGUUUUACAACGACAAGAAUUCGUUCAAAUGAAAGUUAAAAUUGAAUUUAUGAGUUUAGUAUAUUUAAUAUUACUCAAUGAAAAAACACCACAACCAAUUAAACUUAUUCAACAAUUAUUAAAUGAUACAUCACUUAUACCAGAUGGUGUUGAUGGUCGUCAUAGGAAUUUGGAAGGAUCUAGUUGUCUACAACUCCUAUCUACUAUUAUUCAAACAAUCGAUCAAUAUUUUAAAGAGAAUAAUGCUAAUAAUCGUACAUUGAUGAUGGAUAUUCAACAAUGGAUCCUUGCAACACUAAAAGUAUCGAAAGGAUCGUCAUAUCAAGAAAUUAUUUCUCUAUUGAAAUUUUUAAAUCAAUCAACAUGUCAUUUAUCAUUACCAAUGAAACAAUUACUUUUUGAUGAAUUAAUUAAGAUUUUAAUUGAAAUUAGUCAACAAAAACGUCUGAAUGUUCCUCAACAACAAUUUACUGAUGCUUGGGAUCGUAUUUCGUUUUUAUCUGUGAUGACGGAAUGUAUAGACAAUGAAACUCUAGAAAAUUAUCAAAUACCCUAUCAUAUAUCUGUUAUUAAUAAUGCAAAUCAAAAUCAUAUGUUAAUGGAUUUACUAUUUUUCCAUCUUCGACGACUAAUAAAUAAUGAACAAAUUCGGCUAAGUUUUAUUAAUAAAAUUCUUCUUUCCAAUUUACCACGGAUUAAUAAUGCAAAUCGACUUUCUAUUGCCGACAAAGUAUUCAAACAAUUAAAAGACUAUUUUACUUUACUAACUACAGCUUUACUAUUAUGUCAACCUGAGUUAGAUAAUGAAGACCAACAAAAAAUCAAUCAGAUUAUUAGAACUGCUAUCGAUCAAUACUUAAUGAUUCCUACACCUUUCGCUCAACUAAGCAAAAAUCUUGAGCUUUUCUGUUCAGUUAUAGUUACGAAGAAAUCAUGGGAUUUUCUUCUUGAUCUACUUAAAUCAGAACGUAUUCAGCAUGUAAAUGCUACAUGGGCUGAUGCAUUACAUGAUCUAUUCACAGGAAAAUGCAUUACUCGACGAAGGAAACAUAUACACCUUUGUCAUCAAGUGCAAUUCACAUUAACAACUGAUAAUAAUGAAUCCAUUUUUCCGGCAUUACACGUGCCAUAUGAUGAAUUAAAUCAAUUAAUUAGUGAAUGUGUGGAAAAUACUGAUGUUGAAAAACGUUGGAUACCUUUAACGGAUUGGAUAACAUCGAAAUUAAAUUCAAAUCCACCACUUGUCAGUGCUACUGAAAUAAAAGUAAUGUUAUUAUUAAAUAUUUACUAUGUUUAUUAUUGUAAUGCUCAAUUAAAUUCUCUUGAUAAUCUAUUAACCAUUAUCGAAGAUAAACUACAACUAUGUAAUGAAGAACGACGAGUAUUUCGUGCUCUUCUACAACCUGAACAACAUAUGAUUCGAUAUCCAAAUGAAAUUAAUGUUAAAGAUAACAAUUAUCUUAAUGAUUUAUUUAAAAUUGAUUUUCAAGAUAAUGAACAGUUACCCAUUCGUCAUACACUUGUUAACCUUCUAGCGAUGAUCUUACUUGGUGGAAAAGAAAAUACUCUUUGGAUGGUUAAACAGGUAUGGCAUUUAUUGUUAUAUGAAUCGUCUGUAGACAAUCUCUAUCAUUCUAUUCUUGCUAAACAUGCGGUUAAUCCUACAGCAAAUUUGGCAGGUAUAACUAAAGAUAGUAUUCGCGCGAGAACAUGUUAUUUUGUUUGUACGCGCUUGUUAUCAACAAAUAUUUUUCUCCGAUUACAAUUGAAUCAAGAUGAUGCCUGUCUUUUAUUUAAUCAUUGUUUUGAAUUAUUUGCUCAACACACUCGUCAACUAGAUCAAAAUCCAUGGAUUAAACCAUUAUAUAAAUCAAAUACUGAGAAACUUGAAGCUGAAAAAGAAUUUCAAAAUAAAAUUUUCUAUCCUACAAAUAAAAAAUUGGCUGAUUAUAAACAAAUAAUUAAUACAUUACAAUCACAAUCUGAACCACAGACUAAAUUACUAGAUUACGCAUCUAAAAUGUCUAUUAUAAUUGAAGUCAUUAAUUUUAAGAUGGAAUUAUGCAAUCCUGAAUCGAGUCGAUUACCUUCAAUAAUUUUACGACGAUUACUUGACUCAUUCGAAUUUUUGAAAAUGACUCGAUAUAUUUAUGCUUUAAGUCAAUUUCAUUUUCUUAUACAUCGAACUUUUACUCGAUUAAUUGAACAAAAUGAAUUUCAUACAAUUACAUUGAAAGAAUUAUACGAACGGGCUUAUCAAUCAUUAAAUCGUUUACGUCGACCAAAUCAACAAGAUAAAUAUUAUAAAAUUAUUGAAAAGGGUAUCGAACCUGUUAAUGCUUAUCAUUCAUUCGCUAAUGGACAGAUACGACCAGGCGCCCGUGAUAUUACUCAACGUUUUGAAACUAUUUCAAUAGAUACACCCAUAAGCUAUCUAGUUGAAACAGACAGUUAUGAUGAAGGUGAUAUCAUAAUGCGUAUACUAAGUGUUCUUGUUAAUCACCAUAAUAAUCUUCUCGGUUUACUCGGAACAGAAAUCGAACAAAACGGUGAUACUCUCGGUUUAGGUCCAUUGAAAGAUAUUAUUAAAGAAUUAUUAGAACGAGAAAUAUCUAUUUUACAAAUAGUUCAUGAACAUAUGGGUAUUAUUACAUUGAAUCAAGAAGGUUGUCAAUGGAUUGAAAAAUUAUCUUGUGCUAGUCUCGAAAAUGAAAAAUAUUAUUUUCUGAAAUUGAAUACACCAUUAAAAUUUAAUUUUCUCUAUGUUCAAUCGAACCUUAUUCGAACUUAUCUUCUUUAUUGUCGUAUUAACUAUCAACAUAUCAAAGGAAAAUAUCAAUGUUAUAUUCAACGAAAAGGUCAAGGUACCACAAAUGGCGUUGAAAUCGUUGAUGAUAUCGAUAUGGAUUCUCUUAAUCGAUUAGCCGAUGAAUGGAAUCAUUUGGAACAAAAGAGUCUCGGUCAACUUCAAAAUGAAUUGAAUUUUCUUCAACGAAUUAUGGACAUUUUAAAAGAUGCUUCGGAAGAUCAUUCAACAGAAAACCUUUUAGAAUUUAUUCGAACUACUAAUUAUGAUGAUCGAUUUGCUGAACAAUUCGAGCAACAUCAAAUGAAAGAUUUUUCUUUAUCACAAAUAAAACUUGUCUGUCGAUUAUAUGAACAAUCAAUCAAUCAAUAUCAACAUGCAUUUAUCAAUGUAUCUCAGUUAAUUCGUGUUCCUCUGGAUAAAACACACAACGAUCAACUAGAUCGUAUGUUAAAAUUAUCGUUCAUUCCUUCGAAUGAUGAAAUUAAAAAAGAAGAAUUUCAAGAUAGAAUUGAAAAGAUAACAGAAUUUUUAAACGAUGUGAAGAAUGAAGAACGUUUCAUGGAGACUGAAUGGACUAAAUCGUUUUCGGAGACAUGUGCUAUUUUAUGUAUUGAAAGUCCAAUCAUACAAUUCAUACCUAUGGAAAUCAAAUGUGAGAAUUAUGUUCCAUUAUGUCUCAAAUUCAUUGAAAUACGAUCUCAAUUACAAGAACGUAUGAUUAAUAUUGAAGAAAAAACAGUCAAACUUUGGAGUGCUCGUUUCGAUAUUCCAGAUGCAGAUCGAUCAAAGGAAAAUAGUUUUCUUAUAUUCCGAAAUAAAGACGAUGAUUUCGUCGAUUUCAAUGCAAAUUCGAGACCUCCACUAGACCGACAGCAAUCUCUUAUUGUAGACACAAUAGGUACCUCUACAAAUUCAAUCGAUUGGUGGCAAAUAGUUGAUUUGCCAAAUGUUCCUGUCGAGCCAGCGAAACCUGCAAAUGUUCCAUCGGAAACAGUCUAUGAAGAAACAAUCCAUUAUACACCUAUAUUUAAAUUGAAGAUAAAAUCAAUAUCAUUACCACCAUCAGCCUUAUUUGAAAGUAGUCAAACACAACUAGAACAAUUAAAAUCGAAAUCGUCCAAUUCGCGUUUCGCUAUUACAUUUAAAGAUGGCAAACAAUUAAAAUAUCACUGCAAACCUGAAAAAUUCUAUAUACAAUUGAAAAAAGCAUUCGAUGAGAAAAAAAUAUGA
Rotaria sp. Silwood2 is the source of this 5799-nucleotide messenger RNA. Lineage: Eukaryota; Metazoa; Rotifera; Eurotatoria; Philodinida; Philodinidae. The record is from the annotation of a GenBank genome assembly.